Phialemonium atrogriseum is the source of this 1214-nucleotide messenger RNA. Its product is annotated as ketopantoate reductase PanE/ApbA C terminal-domain-containing protein. Gene Ontology annotation, molecular function: 2-dehydropantoate 2-reductase activity. The record is from RefSeq and is a predicted model, not a curated record. Bases 92 to 1066 code for a protein of 324 amino acids. Gene Ontology annotation, cellular component: cytoplasm. Gene Ontology annotation, biological process: pantothenate biosynthetic process. NCBI's taxonomy places the organism in Eukaryota, Fungi, Ascomycota, Sordariomycetes, Cephalothecales, Cephalothecaceae. The transcript has a single exon.
GGGGCACAUCUCCAACCCAACGACAACGAUGCCAGACGCAAAUUUUCAAACACCUACAUGAAAAUAGGCUUUCUACAACCGUGUAUAUGCAAUGGUCAAAGCCCUCAUCUUCGGCACCGGCGGAGUCGGCAGUGUCUACGGCUGGAUCCUUGACAGAGCCGGCGCCGAAGUGACUGUGGUCUGCCGGACAAACUACACAGCUGUCAAAGAGCAUGGCAUCACGAUCCGGUCUGACAUCUUCGGGAAGGUCCACUACAAGCCCAUUACAGUGAAUUCGGUGUCGACAGCCACAGGGCCCUUCGAUUUCAUCCUGGUCUGCAGCAAGGCCUUUCCGGGGACAUCGGCCCUGAUAAAGGACGCUGUCUCGGGCAAGACAGCCAUCGUCCUCGCCCAGAACGGCAUCGGCAUCGAGCAGGAGUAUGCCGACCGGUUCCCCAGCACGCCCAUCAUCUCCGGCGCCGUCUACGUGCCUGUCAAGGAGGUCACACCCGGGGUCGUCGAGAUGGGGCCCCUUGAGCUUCUCGAGAUCGGCACGUACCCGGCUGAGGCGCCGGCGGAAGUGAAAGCGAAAGUGAAGCUCCUGCAGGACCUGUGGGCGGCGGGCGGAGCCACGUGCAAGGUUUUUGAAGACGUGCAGGCCCGGCGGUGGAUUAAGGUAGCCCUCAAUAUGGCGUGGAAUCCCAUCUCCGCCUUGAGUCUCUGCGACGAUGCCAACUUUGUCCGCUCGUCGCCCGAGGCAAUGGAUACGAUCAGAAGGGUCAUGCUCGAGGUCGCGCAGGUUGCGGCUGCGGCGGGGUAUCCCGGGUUGGUGGAGCCGGCGAUUGAGGAUCAGCUCAGCCGUACGAAAGAGAGGUUGGAGUCCCGCGGGAAGGACCCUAGUAUGUUGACGGAUGUCAGGAACGGCCGGCCGAUUGAGGUGGAGGCUAUCGUCGGAAACACGGUAGCUAUUGCUCGGAGGUUGGGCGUGGAUGUGCCAUCGCUGGAGAUGUUGCUGUCUCUGGCAAGAGGCUUGAAUUUUGCCAUCACUCGACCGGAGGGAUGGAAACCUGUUGCUACCGUGGAUUAAAGAGAUUAAAGAGGUGAAAUAUUGCGGGGAGACUUUGGCGGAAACGUCAAGUGGUGAUAAUAGGCAUGGAAGUCUAACAUUAAAUGACCGAUGAUAAACAGAGAAGUUAGAUGACUAUUGUAGACUCGAGCGAGAAUCAACUCAACCC